This is a messenger RNA of Lytechinus variegatus (green sea urchin), 4996 nucleotides long. RefSeq lists its product as uncharacterized. NCBI's taxonomy places the organism in Eukaryota, Metazoa, Echinodermata, Echinoidea, Temnopleuroida, Toxopneustidae. The record is from RefSeq and is a predicted model, not a curated record. The transcript is spliced from 3 exons. Bases 1 to 1173 code for a protein of 390 amino acids.
AUGACUGAAACUAAACUGCAUCUUGACAAUAUUACCAAGUGCCCACAACCAUCAUCAAGAUGGAACAAGUACUGUGACGAGGAGCCUGAUGAAGCCAGUAUUCCAUAUGAAGUUGGCUGCCAAGGACUUGAAAUUCCAUCAGAAUAUGUUAUUACAGAAAGGCCAUCUCGAUUUAAGAGGAAGAAGAGUCAGAACCGCUAUAACAGCAACCUACCCAACAAGCGCAGCAGACAGGAGGGUAGCAGAAGUGAUUUGGAAACCUUGCCAGAGUCUAAUCAGCAGGAGAGUGGCCUGUACCCUGGAUGUUCUUCAGCUGAGGAACCCAAUUGGGAAAGCCACUGCUCGCAGGUUGAUGUUAGACAGAGGAAGAGAAAUAUGAAUACUUCAAGCAGACAAGCAAACUUGUCCAACCUGGAGAAUGACCCUAUUACCUACUGUGGCCAGAUGACCCAAAAGGCAGGAGAAACUGUUCCUGUCAUCAGCAAGGAGAAAGACCAGCAGCAGCAUUUCAGAGGAAUCUCUAUUAAAUUUGCUUCACGUCAUGAUACAACCAAUUCCUUUGCAGCUGUUGGAUCUGUAAACAGCAAAUGGGCUGUGUUUGCAGAACCUGCCUCUGACAUUGAUGGUGAAGCUGACUUUGGAGAAGAGGAAUCACUUGAUAACGUUCAUUCGCACAGGGAGAAUAGUGAGUUGGGAGAGCUUGAAAAUUGUGAUAAUUCUUCCAGAGCAUUUUCAACUCCACAAGAAGUUAGUAAACUUGAAAAUCUGAACAGUGAUGAGAUAAGCAGUGUAAGCACAUUCCACUUCGCCGACACACAGGAAAGUCAUCAUCACAGUUGCAGAACGUCUAGACAGAAUGACAUCAAGGAGUCAUAUCGAAGUAAGAAAAUGGAGUAUAAAGGCUCUUUUGAUCAUCCCGAUUGUCGUCCCGUCUCAAGAACUCUCCAGAGUGAUAUUUUGAGCAACAUUCAGAAUUCAAGUUCAUCUUCCGCAGGGUCAAGAUGUCACACGGUUUCUGAAAUACAACCAACGGUUACAAAUUCUGCAUGUCAAUGUUCAGGUAAAGCUGCCAGGGCGUUGGGCAGUUGUGACAAAAGUGAACUGGUACGUCAACGGUUUCAAAUACCUGAUGAAUGUCUUGAAGAUUUGCCAGAUGACUUCGAUGUGUGGUAAUGGACAAUGUUUCGUAUGCUUUCUACAGAUCCGGUAAUUGCUGAAUGAUAAACUUGAAGAUAUUCUGCUUGUACAGGACACUUCUGCAAGGUCACCUUUUUCAUCUGACCGGUUCAUUAUAAUCCAGAAGAAAAGACUCUAGAAAAGGACUUUGAAUCUUGAUUGUAUCUUGAUCACAUUGAUAUAUGCAGAACAGUUUUAAUUACUUCUGUUGCAUCAUGCAAUCCAUGAGCCUGGAGCAAGACAUAAGGCUCUCAAAAAUCUUUUUACUUGACUUAAACUUAGCGGCAUCUAUGUCACAUUGACAGCCUUGAUAAAAUUCUGCAUAACAAGACUUCAACAAGUAUAUUAACUUCAAAGAUAGGUGCCACUCCUGGUCUAUGUUCAACACUACCUUUUCAUUGUAUGACCUGUCAGCAUGGAACAUAACAUCCAGAACAUCUUUGAACUUGACUGAUGAUUUGAAUGCCUUUCCCACAGAGCAAGACACUGACAAGGUGCUGAGAAUCUUCCAAGUCAAGUAACAUUUCCUGAUUCAUUUUAAGCCAAUUGUCCAGGAAACAGGUAUCUUGUGUGAUUUGGUGUACUGAGCUGAAAUAUGGGAGUUUACAUUUGAAGGGAUGAUGGAUCAUAUUCUUUAUUAUCACUGGCUAUGAUAGUAGUUUUCUGCUACAUACAUAUAUAUAUAUAUGUAUAUAUAUACAAUAUAUAUAUACACACAUGCAUGUGGUUAUGAAAUUGUUUGAUUUAGAUGUUGUUGUCUGGGCAUGCCCAAGAUACAUGUACUAAACCUAUACCAUUCAUACUGUGGUCUUGAACAGAAUUCUUCCUUUGAUGUAAGCCUGGCCAAGGCUUACUUAUUGAGAACUGAAUUCCGAAAUACUCCAAACUCUAAUGCUAUUUUUUUUUUACUCUCAAGUACAUCCUACCAACUGUAAGUUUGUGCAAACAGGCCCUGUUGUUUGUUUCAUUAAGUUGACUUUGUUAACCGGAAUGCCAGUUACCUUGAUUGGUAAUGAUUUUUAAAAAUACAUGUAUUUUGGGUUUGCCCACUAUCAGAAUAAUGCACCAUUGACCUACAGAAGUAGGAUGAAUGUGUAUGCUGAUGGCAUUGCAUUGUGAUUUGAUGAUAUGCUUAGAACUACAAGUUCUGUUGAAUGUACAUGUACAAUGUACCUAGGUGUACAUAUUUUAAGAAUGAUUUAAGGAUAAUUGAACACAAGAUUAAAAAGGGACUAAUCACCGUUAAAAUGUUAAAUAGCAUUAUCAAUGGCUAUGGUUCUCCUGCUAAAAUUCAAGCAAAAACAGGAUUUUCAAUUCUUUCUUUUUACCUUUUGAAAGAUGAUAGAAAGUGACUAUUUCACAUGUGUGUUAACAUGCUAAACCAUUCUCAAGAGGGUACCUUUCCAUUAAAAAAAGGAAUUGUUCAAGCAGUUUUAUUAUGGCUGCAUGCUGAAAUUACAAGCUGUAUAAGGUGAUUAGUUCCCUUCAUUGUAAAAAAACUUGAUGUGUGUAUGAGCCGCUCUCAGUGUGUCUUUGGAUAACAUGAAUGUGACAAUAUGUCUUGAUCGAUGAAUGACAGGCUGAUCUAUGCGAUAUUUCAGAAUUUAGGCUAGUUGUGUGAAAAACAAAAUCAUUAUUGUGAUAUUUUGACUCUACGAGCAAUUAGAUAUAGCUUGUGCCUAGGUGCUUUAUUGAUAAGUAAUUUGAUACCGUGAUUCGAAAGCAAUGCAGCUCCCUGAUCGCGGCAAUCGCAGCGAUGUCUCACUCUCCAUCUUUGAGAGAUAAUAGAUCUCCUUAUGACUACAAGACUGUUGGUUAAACCAAUUUUUGAGUUACAUUGGUUAAACCAAUUUUUGUCUCACCCACUGGAGGUGAAGGUGAGACUUCGGGAACGAAUCUGAGAGGUAACCUGGGUCUUCGUCCUGCAUAGAAUAAGACAUAGUUUUGCACAUCUGAAAUCGCCAUCAUUCUUCAAGUGGUACCCAAAUUAAUCUUCCAAACACUACUGCAGUAGAUGUAUGUCUACCUGCAAGACCAGUCGAGCCAUUCGUUUGUGCUGUUUUAUCAAAGUGUCCUUUAAGUUUUGGUUACAGUUGGUCCAGGCGUUGCAACAGUAUUCAAGAUGCGGUAAAACUAAUGAAUUUGCCAAGAGUUUAGCACUUAAAACUGCCAUGUACUUCCGUAAUCUAGCAAAAAGAGCAAGUCUAGACGCAACUUUUUUUAUAGGUUUUGUUUACAAGAGUUCGCCACGUGGUUGUUCAUCAAAAUUUACUCCGGGAUAUUUGAAAUUCGACACUUUCAAUUCUAUGUUGUUCAAUGAAUAGGUUUAGAUCACAAUUCUUGAGUCUUUGUUGGGUUCCAAAAUGCAUGUACUGGGUUUUUGUUAAAUUGAGUACCAAAUGAUUGUUCAUUAACCAACGAUUCACAUUUUGUAGAUCUUCAUUCAUGACAGCUUCGAUUUCUUGAGUAUAUGUACCACUGUAUGAGAGCUGCAUCAUCUGCGAACAACAUGAUUUCACACUUAUCUACAACCUUGGUAAUAUCGUUUACCAUGAUUGAGAAUAAGAGUGGCCCCAAGAUAGAUAGACCCUGGGGGAACUCCCAUACUCGCUUUUACAAUUUUAGAUGAUACCCCUUUUACACAUGUUCGUUGAGUUUUGCCUUUCAGGUAUGAACUGAACCACUCAAGUUCCUAUCCUUUAAUACCAUAAACAGAAAGUUUCUCCAGUAAUAGAUCGUGGUCGACGGAAUCAAAUGCUUUCCUGAGAUCCAGCAAAACUACACCAGUCAGUCGACCACGAAUGAAGCGUUUGCACCAGAAGAACUAUAUAUUUUAUUGAACUCAUUUGCUAUUUUCUUAGGAUCACACAAUUCGUUCCCGUUAAUAUUGAGAAUAUUUGUAGUUUGUCUAGGUCUAGAUAUUAACACACUAAUGGAAGUUCAAUAUUUAAUGGAAAUUUAGAAUCUGCUAAAUGUUCUUUACAACAUCUAUACCAAAUGGAAUUGAAAGCAUUUAGAUUGUCAUCCACACAAUAUAUUUAAUUAAAUUCUUACAAUCCUUGAUGUACAGUCACCCAUGGAUAAUACAUCUUGAGCUAAAUCAUUCUUCCACUGCUGCAAGUCUAUGUCAUUUUUAAAGCCUUAAAGUUCACUGAGUGAUCUCACUUGCAGUCUCAUAUAUAGGUCUCAUAUUUGGAUAGAACUGAUAAAUCUAUUCCUCUACUUCAUGUAUGUCUGGUUCGGAUAGCCUAUCAAUUUCAGAAGGAGACUCUGCUGUGGUAGAAGGUGCAAUAAACCUCGGGUAUCACACCUCUUUGGCAGAGCUUGAUAAUGUCUGCCUUCUUCAAAUGGCUGAUUGGAAGCUGCUCCUUGUAGAGGUGUCGAAGAUUAAUCUUCUCACCUCGAAUCGAGGCCUUAACACUGAUUGUGCGGAAAGACUCAUCAAAGUCAUACCUGAAGAGGAUGUCAUAAGGCUCACUCUUCUGAUAUCGGAGCUGCUUGAUCUUAAGCCACUUGGCAUAGUUUCCCUCCACAUCUUUCUUCAUAUACUUGAACAACUGAGCAUCCAAGUUUUUGAAGUCGAUGAAGUCCCAAUGCUGAAGCUGUACAGUGACAUAUGGAUUCUGCUUGCAUGCCAACUUAAUGACAUUCACCCACUCCUUCGGAUGUUAGAUGGAUGCCCUUUUCUUGGAGUAUUCUAUGGCUGAGUGGAUUGAAUUCACCUCCAUGUGGGUGUGUCCUGUUUCCAGGAACUUUAGGGACAGUGAUUUUCCGCGAUCGCGGAAAACGGACGGAAUCAGCUGUUUGAAACGGAAAGUGG